ACGCGUCGCGUCGCCGUCCCCAGGCCCAGGUGAGACAGCGCCAUGGGGCAGGAUUGCUGCAAGGGGGUCUUCCAGUCGCUGUUCGACUACAAGACCGAGAAGUAUGUCAUCGCCAAGAACAAGAAGGUGGGCCUGCUCUACCGGCUGCUGCAGCUCUCCAUCCUGACCUACCUGGUGGUCUGGGUGUUCGUGGUGAAGAAGGGUUACCAGGACACCGACACCUCCCUGCAGAGCAGCAUCAUCACCAAAGUCAAGGGCGUGAUCUUCACCAACACCUCAGAGCUGGGGGAGCGGCUCUGGGAUGUUGCUGACUACGUCAUCCCCCCCCAGGGGGAGAAUGUCUUCUUCAUCAUCACCAACCUGAUCGUGACCCCCAACCAGCGGCAGGAGACCUGUGCCGAGAGUGCAAGCAUCCCUGACGCCGUGUGCCUUGAGGACCAGGGCUGCCCUCCUGGGAAGCCUGUUGUGACUGGAAACGGAGUGAGGACCGGCCGCUGCCUGCGGGGGGAGAACAAGCAAAAUGGCACCUGUGAGAUCUUCGCCUGGUGCCCAGUGGAGACAGGGUCCAGGCCAGAGGUCCCACUCCUGGGCAAGGCCGAAGACUUUACCAUUUACAUAAAGAACUUCAUUCAUUUCCCCAAAUUCAACUUCUCCAAGACCAAUGUGCUGGACACCAAGGACAAUGCUUACCUGAAGUCCUGUCAGUUUGGUCCCAAGAGCCCCUAUUGCCCCAUCUUCCGACUGGGCACCGUGGUCAGCUGGACCGGGAGCGAUUUCCAGGACAUGGCCAAGCAGGGUGGUGUGAUAGGAAUCCAGAUCGAGUGGGACUGUGAUCUGGACAAAGAUCCUUCUGAAUGCAACCCUCGCUAUUAUUUUAAACGUCUGGACCGCAGAUUUCCAGGAAACUCUGUCUCUUCCGGGUAUAACUUCAGGUUUGCCAAAUAUUACCGGGACGAAGCCGGGGUGGAGUUCCGCACCCUCAUGAAAGCCUACGGCAUCCGCUUUGAUAUCAUGGUGAAUGGAAGGGCAGGGAAGUUUAACAUCAUCCCCACGAUCAUCAACGUGGCCUCAGGGGUGGCACUCAUGGGUGUUGGGUCUUUCUUCUGCGACCUGGUACUCAUCUACUUCAUCAAAAAGAGCCAUUUUUACCGCAAGAAGAAGUACGAGGAAGCAAGGUCUGGCCAACGGGGGAAUGGAACUGUGACUGUGGAGCAGCUGCAGAACCUGCAGACAGUGGAGGCAUAGCCAGAGGCUUGGCCGGCCGAGAGAUUUGGUGAAGAGUCGGGGGCAGAACCAACCGCCUGCAGCUCUGAACUGGGAAGAGCCUCUUUGUGUCUGCUGGGGACCGGGGCUGCCAGGCUCCACCAUCUCUCCUGCACUUUGGGAUCUUGCCACAAGCUUUUUGUUGUGGGUGGAGGGAGGAGAGCCUCUCAGUGGCAGAGUGGCUCCGAUGGCGAAGAGGAUACUGGAGGGGAAGGGGGGCAGGCCAGGGUGUGAAUGAUUCUGGUGUUUGCAUUUCUUCUGAGAACCUAGUUGGACAUUCACUCACGCAUUUAUUUGUACAUGAAGUAAAAAUUUUUUGCAGUGGGCUGGGCCCUAUCUAAGAGAUGCUUGAAUGAGAUUCCCUCCAGAGACAACAGACUUUACAGCCAGGCUCAGCCACUCUGGCCUGCCUCCAGCCGACUUUCACAAAUUCCUAUAGAAAGUGAUAGCUCUUCAGAGAAAAACCAUUGUCCACAGGGAUUCAAUUUAGAGGUGGCUUAGGAGGCAACCAGGAGAGGACGGACAGUCAGGAGGCAGCUGGUCCUUGAGGGGAGAGGCAGCUGCCGAGGGCGUCUAGGUAAGGUGGGGAAGGGAGGCAGCGAGGCUCAGGCCGGGGAGGCUCCAGGCAGAGCAUCUCCCAGAUGGGGCAUCGCUGACUGUGGUCUGGCUCUUGCUGCUCUGUGGGGUUGGGUGUCCCUGCCCAGCUUCCUUCCCCUUCUCCUCAAAGGGUGGCUGGGUCUGAAGGGCUAAUAACAUGGUGCUCACUUAGCAGGUGGAACAGUUGUUGUUAGGAGGCCCUGGCCCCUCUCCCACCUGCAGAUCGCCGCUGUCCCCUCCCUCAGCAGCGGUACAGCUUCAGUCCUCAAAGUGUGGUCCCUGAGCCAGCAGCAAGGCAUCACCUGGGAGCUUGUUAGACACGCAGUCUCCAACCCUCCCCUCCUCCUGAAUCAGAACCUGGGCUCCCGGGUGAUGCCUGCACUUCUUACAUUUGAGACGCCCUGGUUGAGGAGUCUGCAAUGCCUGCUUCUGAGGGAGAACAGAGCCAGCUUUGGUGGGUGGCACCAAUUUCUAGGUCAGAUUUACAUAGGAAAAGGAGCAUCAGUCAUUUCAUUUAAAUAAAAAUAUUUCAACUAGGUAAUACUUCUAUGAUUCAAAACUGGAAAGGCACAAAAGAAUAGAUGUGAAAGCUUCCCUCCCACCCCUGCUCUGGAGGCAACCUGUUACCAAUUCCAAGAGGUGCCCUAAUUUUCAAGCUGAGACUCCACUUGGUUACUCGGUCUUCCCCAGGAAAUGAACUUUUCCUGAUGCCUGCACUUUUCAGAAAGGGUCAGGAUGGAACAGGCUUGAGUACUGGGCUGGGAGCCAGCUAGCUAGCUUCUCCCUCCCCCAGUGUCUGGGGAGUCCCUGUGCAAACCCAGGGAGAGACUUAGAGCCCGUCACUCACUGAACUCGGGGCUGCAGAGUCCUGAGGUGCUGUUUGCACAGCUGCCAGGAGCCUGGGGUGCACCCUCUAGGGAAGCGCUCUCAGAUCCCUGAGUCAGGGGAGCCUGCUUCUUUGCACACAGAGCAGGGGGUAAGCAUUCUUCCCCUGGGGCCUUUGGAGAGGGUCAGAAGGGGCCUGAAAGGUUUUUGGUGAGGCUCCGCCACUGGGGUGGUCCCCAGAACAGGG
Molecule: messenger RNA, 2932 nt
Organism: Molossus molossus (Pallas's mastiff bat)
Lineage: Eukaryota; Metazoa; Chordata; Mammalia; Chiroptera; Molossidae
Gene: P2RX5
Product: purinergic receptor P2X 5
Exons: 12
Coding region: 43-1245 (400 amino acids)
Biological process (GO): response to ATP; monoatomic cation transmembrane transport
Cellular component (GO): plasma membrane; nuclear inner membrane
Molecular function (GO): ATP binding; purinergic nucleotide receptor activity; extracellularly ATP-gated monoatomic cation channel activity
Source: RefSeq, a predicted model, not a curated record